CGUACCAACAACAAGUCCAAGGCCAACUUCGCAGUAAAAACGUUUUUUCUUCUAUUGAAUUUUUCAGCUGUUGGACUACGGUGAGUCAAACGCGUUCGUCAAUCUGUUGUUUCGUCGGUCAAAUACAGAUCGUGCCGUUCCCAUUCUGAAAUCUUGAUAAAGCGUAUUAUAGUCCUGCCAAAAUGACUCUCGUCUGGGGCAUUAUUGCAUCGUUUUUGUACGUGGAGAUAUUCGUUGUGCUUUUGCUCGUACUACCGCUCCGGAGUCCUCAGCAAUGGCAUCGAUUUUUCAAAUCCCGCUUCUUGGCAAUGCUGAGCCGCCAAGCCCAGACCUAUUUCUAUCUGUUGCUAGCUGUGUUGGUUCUGUUCCUCCUGGAAGCCAUCCGGGAAAUGCGCAAAUAUUCGUCCAAUGAUCAUACACACACCGAAACACACUUGAACGUGGAGAUGCAGCACAGCAUGCGAUUGUUCCGGGCACAGCGAAACUUUUACAUUUCCGGCUUUGCAAUCUUCCUGUCUUUGGUGAUCCGUCGCUUGGUGUCACUCAUCAGUGGACAAGCCGUACUGCUGGCACAAGCAGAAGCUUCAAUGAAGCAAGCGCAAAGUGCAACCAGCGCUGCUCGCACCUUGAUGAGUCAGCAGAAGGACGGUGAUAAGAAAGCCGAUGCCAAGGACAAGCCGGCUGGCGGUGAUGCUCCAAAUGCCGAAGAGCUAAAGAAGAAGGUUACCGAGCUUGAACAAGAGCUGGCCAAGGAGCGUAAGGAUAAGGAAGCGAUGAAAUCCCAAUCGGAAAGCCUGAACCGUGAAUACGACCGUCUAACAGAGGAAUACAGCAAACUGCAGAAAAAAAUCACCAUUUCUAGUGCGGACAAGAGUGACUGAGGUGAUGGGGCCAGCGUUUGCUACUAACCAUCACUUAUAUUUUCAUCUUUCGGUUUAAAAGGUUCUUUUUGCUUUACGACAUUUUUAAAUGUGCGUACUUUUCUUUUCUACCAAUGAUGUUCAUCAGUCAUAUAAAUUUAAGUGUUUUUCAGCCUUUAUAUAUACAUGCUUUUCGAUUAAUUUACGCGAGUUGCGUCAUACAGGAGGAGUUCAGUUCUUUUACCUUAAGCGCAGCUGCAUUUCCUUCCGUUUUCUAUUCUUCAAUACGAUUCGUGGAAACAUUUACGAGCAUUAGGUGUUACUAAGUAUUUCAUGAGCGAAAAUUUAAGACAGUGAACACUUCACUAUACAGCAGAGAAAGGCAGAUGUCCUUUUCAAGACGGAGUGAUAAUAAGCGAAAGUACUGAUCGAGUGACUACACAAAUCUUAACUGUUUGGAAAUAAAACAAAUCUGUUGAAUGUAAGAAACCAAAACAAAAUAAAUGUUUCAUAC
Anopheles moucheti is the source of this 1374-nucleotide messenger RNA. RefSeq names its product B-cell receptor-associated protein 31. Lineage: Eukaryota; Metazoa; Arthropoda; Insecta; Diptera; Culicidae. Gene Ontology annotation, biological process: endoplasmic reticulum to Golgi vesicle-mediated transport; intracellular protein transport. The transcript is spliced from 4 exons. Gene Ontology annotation, cellular component: endoplasmic reticulum membrane; endoplasmic reticulum. Bases 183 to 881 code for a protein of 232 amino acids. The record is from RefSeq and is a predicted model, not a curated record.